AUGUUAUCUUCUCGUGCUCUAAAGAAUGUUCAGCAACUGGAGCGUCCCUUCCGGUUCACUCCAACCCCGGAUUAUGACCCUCAGACGAAUCCUCAAGGUCUUAUUUCAUUUGGCAUGGCAGAGAAUGUCACGUUUACACUAGACUCAGUCAGCUACCGCUCGAGCGCAACUAUAAAUUCUCGUCUUCCGGGUAUUGCCGCAGCUCAUUUAGACAAGGUCUUGAGCACACACUCUCCAAUUAAUCCGGAACAUGUUUUUGUCGCGGAUUCUCCGACGUCUCUGGGCAACAUACUCGGCUUCAACCUCGCUGAGCGGGGGGAAGGAAUUAUAGUUAAUCGCCCCGUUUAUGGCCGCUUUGAGCUAGACUAUGGUGUCGAGGCUGGUGUUGAAAUCGUCUAUGCCGACACCACAACUGAUGAAGCUUUUACGCCGAACUCGGUGGCUAAGUACGAGCAAGCUUUGAUUGAAGCCGAGCAGCGAAGCAUCAAAAUUCGUGCGGUACUCUUAGUGAACCCACACAAUCCUGUCGGUUUCAAUAUAUUAAUCGAAAUCGAAUCAGGUCGUUGCUAUCCCUCUGACACCCUGAGACAUAUUGCAAGGUUCUGCGAUAGAAACAGUCUUCAUCUUAUUAGUGAUGAAGUAUACGCAUCCUGCGUUUUUGACUCAGGUGAUCCUGAUGCUGUGCCAUUCAACUCGAUUUUAUCGUUGAAUUUGCAGGGUUUGAUUGACCCAAACCUUGUCCAUGUUCUAUAUGGCUUUAGCAAGGACUUCGCUUCUGGGGGCUUGCAUCUCGGUUUCUUGGUAACUGCAAACGAGCAACUUCGCAAGGCAUGCAAAAUGGUUCUACGGCUCCAUGGCGCUUCCCAGGCUGCAAUUACGAUCGGGACUGCUAUCUUAGAGGAUCAAGAUUUUGUCCAGGGCUUUCUAGCCAAAUCUCAAGCUAGCCUUGCAGCAGGCUAUCGCCUAGUCACUUCUACACUUCGAGAAGCCGGCAUCAAUUACAUGAAAGGAGGGUGGGUAUUCUUUGCAUAUCGGGAUCUUUGUGUGUCAGCUCUAAUAUGGCAAACUAGAAAUGCGGGUUUCUUUAUUUAUGUCGACCUGUCCCCUUUCCUCCCCGACAUUAACUGCUCGGUUCAAGAACGCGAAUUUGCCCUAGCACAGCAGCUCCUUGAUGAAGGUAUCUUCUUACAUCCUGGGGAGGAGCACUCUAAGGAUGCAGGCUGGUUUAGGCUGGUGUUUUCAAAUGACGAGCCCGCUUUAAAGGAAGGGCUGAGGAGGUAA
Messenger RNA from Penicillium waksmanii, 1281 nucleotides. RefSeq lists its product as uncharacterized. Bases 1 to 1281 code for a protein of 426 amino acids. The record is from RefSeq and is a predicted model, not a curated record. Gene Ontology annotation, biological process: biosynthetic process; amino acid metabolic process. Lineage: Eukaryota; Fungi; Ascomycota; Eurotiomycetes; Eurotiales; Aspergillaceae. The transcript has 5 exons. Gene Ontology annotation, molecular function: transaminase activity; pyridoxal phosphate binding.